Messenger RNA from Triticum urartu, 783 nucleotides. Its product is annotated as putative invertase inhibitor. NCBI's taxonomy places the organism in Eukaryota, Viridiplantae, Streptophyta, Magnoliopsida, Poales, Poaceae. The record is from RefSeq and is a predicted model, not a curated record. Gene Ontology annotation, molecular function: enzyme inhibitor activity.
ACAUCCAAAAGACAAAACGUCUGACACAACCACCACUAAAACCAGCGCAAAGAUGAUGAGGCAUUCCCAAGCUCUCUCGCAGCUCGCCGUCCUCCUCCUCCUCUUCCUCCUCGUCUCAUCCAGCGCCGCUUCCACUCUAGACGACACCUGCAAGUCCGUCAGCGCGAGCAACAGGGACCUCGGCUACGACUACUGCGUCAAGUUCUUCAAGGCGUGCAAGGACAGCGCCACCGCGGACAAGCGCGGCCUGGCCGUCAUCGCCACGAAGAUCAUCCGAGCGGCAGCCGUGAACACCGGCAGGCGCAUCGCCACCAUCAAGGCCUCGCACGGGGACGACAGGAGGAUCCAGGGCCCGCUCGCCGACUGCGACGAGCUGUACUCGAGCGCCGUGGACCAGCUCGACGCGGCGGCGAGGGGCAUCUCGUCGGGGAAGUUCCAGGACGCCCUGACGAACCUCAGCGCCGCUGCGGACGCGCCACAGACCUGCGAGGAAGGGUUUCGCGAGCUGGGCGUGAGUUCGCCGCUGGCCGACGAGGACUCCAAGUUCAGUAAGGAGUGCUCCAUCGCUCUCGCUGUAACGAACACGUUGUAAGCGACAAAGUCUAUUAGUCAUUUGGAUCAAUAUAAAUAAUCCUGGAAUACAAUUUUAGACCAGAUAAACUCCGCAAUCACGUUUGGCCGCACUUUCCUUUGUUGUUCUAUAAAUUAUACUCCCUCUGUAAACAACUUCAGUGGAUUUUUAUUGUUCCUAAAUAAUGAUCUAAACGCUCUUAUAUUUAUUUA